Molecule: messenger RNA, 2904 nt
Organism: Pimephales promelas (fathead minnow)
Lineage: Eukaryota; Metazoa; Chordata; Actinopteri; Cypriniformes; Leuciscidae
Source: RefSeq, a predicted model, not a curated record
AGAAACAGUUUCAGUUCAGGGAAAGAGAAACUGAAGUGUAGUUGAGCUGUUGUGUGUUUGUGUCUCUGUGUUCAUGCAGUAAAAUGGCAGAAGCCAAGUUUUCUCGGGAUGAAUUCCUGUGUUCAGUGUGUCUGGAUCUCCUGAAGGAUCCAGUGGCCAUUCCCUGUGGACACAGUUACUGUAAGAUCUGUAUUACAGACUGCUGGGAUCAGGAGGAUGAGAAGAGAGUCUACAGCUGCCCUCAGUGCAGACAGACCUUCAGUUCAAGACCUGCUUUAGCUAAAAACACCAUUCUGGCUGAAGUGGUGGAGAAACUGAAGAAGACUGAACUUCCUGCUGACCGUUACGCUGGAGCUGGAGAUGUGCAGUGUGACGUCUGUGAUGGAAGAAAACACAAAGCCGUCAAGUCCUGUCUGGUGUGUCUGAACUCUUACUGUCAGAGUCACCUUGAACAACAUGAGAGUUUCUUUAAAGGAAAGAGACACAAUCUGACUGAAGCCACUGGACGACUGCAGGAGAUGAUCUGCCAAACACAUGAUAAACUCCUCGAGGUUUUCUGCCGCACUGAUCAGAAGUGUAUAUGUCUGCUGUGUGUGAUGGAUGAACAUAAAAACCAUGACACUGUAUCAGCUGCAGCACAGAGGACAGAGAAACAGCACCAGCUGAAGGAGACGCAGAGGUCGUUCCAGCAGAGGAUCCAGCAGGGAGAGAAAGAUCUUCAGCAGCUGAGAGAGGCUGUGGCGUCUCAUAAGCGCUCUGCACAGACAGCAGUGGAGGACAGUGAGAGGAUCUUCACUGAGUUCAUCCGCUCCAUUGAGAGAAGCCGCUCUGAGGCGACACAGUGGAUCAGAGAUGAGGAAAAGACUGCAGUGAGUCGAGCUGAAGAACGACUGGAGCGACUGGAGCAGGAGAUCAAUGAUCUGAGGAGGAGAGACGCUGAGCUGGAGCAGCUUUCACACACACAGGAUCACAUCCAGUUCCUGCAGAGUUUCCAGUCUCUCUCAGCUCCUCCUGAAUCUACAGAUGUAAUUGACAAUCCCUGCAGUUCUCUAUCCUCUUUUGAUGGUGUGAGAGAAUCUGUCCUUCAGCUGAGAGACAAACUGGAGGAUUUCUGCAAAGAGGAGCUGAAGAAGAUCUCUGACAGAGUCACUUUCACCAAUAUUGUUCCCAGAACCAGGAACGACUUCCUACAAUAUCUUCUUCCGCUCACUCUGGAUCUGAACACAGUGAAUAAACUCCUCCGUCUGACAGAGAACAACAGAGUGAUUACUAACACUCUCACAGUCCAUCCGUAUCCUGAUCAUCCAGACAGAUUUGAUGAUGUGUAUCAGGUGUUGUGUAGAGAGAGUGUGUGUGGACGCUGUUACUGGGAGAUUGAGUGGAGUGGUGGUGUGUUUGAUGGUGUGUGUAUAUCAGUGUCAUAUAAGAGCAUCAGCAGGAAGGGUGAAAGUAAUGAGUGUUGGUUUGGAUAUAAUGAUCAGUCCUGGAGUUUGAUCUGCUCUCCCUCCAGUUACUCAUUCAGACACAAUAACAUACAGACUGAUCUCCCUGUAAAGCCCAUCAGCAGGAGAACAGGAGAGUGUGUGUGUGUCAGGAGAAGAGGAGAGUGUGUGUGUGACAGGAGAAUAGGAGUGUAUGUGGAUCCCAGUGCAGGAACUCUGUCCUUCUACAGCGUCUCUGACACAACGAGCCUCAUACACACAGUCCAGACCACAUUCACACACACACUCUAUCCUGGGUUUGUGGUUUAUUAUGGAUCAUCAGUGAAACUGUGUUGAUAAGUGAGAACAGACUGUAGAGAGAUUCUACCCAUAAUGCUUUGGGCCGCAUGAUAAACCAGUAACAGUGAGAUGUUCUCUUCACAUUAAUAACCUUACAUUAAUACUUCAGCUGAACUUCUGUCAGUGAAAUAACAUGGAAUAAAUGAAUCCUCAUACAGACAGUAAGAUCAUUGUGCGUGUAUGUGUGUUAAUUACUUUUCAAUUGAAAAUAUAUCGUUAAAUAAAUAUUGAUAUUGAAAAAUUGAUAAAUGUCAGUUUAUUAAUAAAUGUGAAAUAUAUAAACCCAGAUCCUCUGAUCGCACUGUAAACUUGUUCAGUGAAAGUAUGAGCACAAUUAUUCUGAUCUAAUCCAGUUUCCUGUAAAUAAACCUCGUCCCGAACAGACCUGAUGCUCUGAAAACAGAUAAAAACAACAAGAUUGAGUCUAAUCAUCAUCAGUCCAAUCCAGAUAACUGACAUCUGAUAUAUGAGGGAUGAAAGAAGGAAAACUGUGACCUGAACUCUGAGAUCAGUCCAGAUGACUCAUAUCCAGUGUUGCCAGAUUGGGCGGGUGUGAAUUUGAUUCUGCAGGUCAAACAGGGACAAAAUUUGGGCUAUUUUGGGGUCAGUUUGACGGUUUUCAAACAUCUACAUUUUAUAGUCUACGUAAUUGGUUAAUAAACACUAAAGUGUGCAUGUAGUCCAUAAAAUCAGUCAUCAUGACAUUACUAAACAACUGGCUGGCUCUUGUAAGUAUAACUCUUAAGAGCACAGUUGAAUGACUUGAAUUGAAAUUGAAUAUUGGAGGACUAAAUUCUGCGUUAUGCUCUGCAAUGUGUACAUCAGAGAGGGUUAAAGUCAUCAAUAAUUUCUUGAUUGCCGUUUUGAAUGUCAUUUUAGACAUUUUAGUCAUAUUUGCUAAUUCCCCUUAUUCUCCUAUAAAUGGUGCUUAUCAACCUUGAAUGACAUGGCAUAUGAAAGGAGGGUUUUGGGCUGGAAAUCACCAUCCCAAUCUGGCAACACUGAUCACAUCAUUACGGUGAAUGUCCAGAAUUGUUGGUGUUUCUUUGUUCGGUGGUCAUGCUGGUUGUCUUGAUAUAGAAACUAGCCUGACGUGAUAAAACCAACAAAAACCACAAGUGAA